AUGGGUGUUGAUGAAACAGAAUUCAGAAACUUUAUUGUUUGGCUUGAAGACCAGAAAAUCAGACACUACAAGAUUGAAGACCGAGGGAAUUUAAGGAACAUACACAGUGAUGACUGGCCCAAGUCAUUUGAAAAGUACAUGAAGGAUGUAAAUUGUCCUUUCAAAAUCCAAGAAAGACAAGAAACAGUGGAUUGGCUUCUGGGCUUGGCAGUGAGGCUGGAGUAUGGAGACAACGCUGAUAAGUAUAAGGAUUCUACCCCCGAUGGUGCUAAGAAUGCUGACAACACAGCAAAAAAUGCAGAACCCCUGAUUAAUUUGGAUGUGAAUAAUCCUGAUUUCAAGGCUGGAGUGAUGGCUUUAGCUAAUCUGCUUCAGAUUCAGAGACACGACGAUUACUUGGUAAUGCUUAAGGCAAUCCGCAUUUUGGUUCAGGAGCGCUUGACGCAGGACGCCAUCGCCAAGGCCAGCCAGUCCAAGGAGGGUUUGCCUGUAGCUUUAGAAAAGCACAUUCUUGGUUUUGACACAGGAGAUGCUGUUCUCAAUGAAGCUGCCCAGAUCCUCCGCCUGCUGCAUAUAGAGGAGCUCCGAGAGCUGCAGACAAAAAUUAAUGAAGCCAUUGUGGCAGUUCAGGCCAUUAUUGCUGAUCCCAAGACUGACCACAGAUUGGGAAAAGUUGGGAGAUGAGCAGAUUAAAGCAUUUAGUCUCUUGUGUACUUAGUACAAUUAGGAACUAUGUACAACCGUGCACAAGUCUGGCAUGCAAUGUGAAAUUGUCUUCUUUUACUGUUUUGAAAGAAAACAGGAAACUGAAUUCUGACUCCUAAUUAAUUAUCUUUUUUUUUUUUUCCUUUAAAUAAAUGAAGUUGGGGAAAA
This is a messenger RNA of Chaetura pelagica (chimney swift), 873 nucleotides long. It is a transcript of the gene RTRAF, whose product is annotated as chromosome unknown open reading frame, human C14orf166. Gene Ontology annotation, cellular component: tRNA-splicing ligase complex. Gene Ontology annotation, biological process: tRNA splicing, via endonucleolytic cleavage and ligation. Gene Ontology annotation, molecular function: RNA binding. The record is from RefSeq and is a predicted model, not a curated record. The transcript is spliced from 8 exons. NCBI's taxonomy places the organism in Eukaryota, Metazoa, Chordata, Aves, Apodiformes, Apodidae. Bases 1 to 684 code for a protein of 227 amino acids.